Molecule: messenger RNA, 3789 nt
Organism: Elgaria multicarinata webbii
Lineage: Eukaryota; Metazoa; Chordata; Lepidosauria; Squamata; Anguidae
Gene: ECD
Product: ecdysoneless cell cycle regulator
Exons: 15
Coding region: 195-2114 (639 amino acids)
Cellular component (GO): nucleus
Source: RefSeq, a predicted model, not a curated record
UUCUGGGUAGGAUUGCAUUGUCAGUUUCCCCCAGUUUCAAGACAGUGGUACUAUUACAGUAAAGAACAGUGACUCAUUCAACUGCUGUCACCCUGAAGUUGCCUCCUUUUCUUCUGACAAAAACGCUGUGUGUUUAACAUUUACAUGAUAAGACACCAACUCAAGAAGUCAGAGGAUACUUUGUUAAUUAUAGAAUGGAGGAGCUGAGCUUUGCAACUGUGGAAGAUGCAGUGCAGUACCAACUAUUCUUGACAUAUGAACCACAAGACUCCAAACAUCAUCAAGAAAUUCUUCAGCAAUACAUUGAAAAAAUACUAGCACACCUUGCACCCAUGCUGGUUUCCUACAUCUGGCAAAACCAGCCAUUUAAUCUAAAGUACAGACCUGCCAAAGGUGAUAUUCCUGCACAUAUUGCUGGCUUCACAAAAUUUGGGGAUAAUAUUGAAGAUGAAUGGUUUAUUGUAUACCUCAUAAAGGAGAUUACAAAGGAAUUUCCAGAAUUAGCAGCUAGGGUGGAUGAUAAUGAUGGUGAAUUCCUGCUAAUAGAAGCAGCUGAUUUUCUUCCAAAGUGGUUGAAUCCUGAAAACAGCAUCAAUCGGGUGUUCUUUCAUUGUGGGCAAUUGUGCAUAGUUCCAUUGCCAAAGACUCCUGAAGAGAAGAUAUUAUUUCCGGCUACCAAUCUUACAAUUCCUCAGGCAUUGAAGUUAUUUUCUACCUAUUCUGGGGACUUUAUGGCUGCAAAAUCUAUCAGAGCAGCAAUAUAUAAGCGCAUCAGUGGGUAUCCUGAGAGAAUCCAGGCUUUCCUUCACCGAGCUCACUGCUAUCUUCCUGCAGGCAUUGCAGUAGUACUGAAACAACGUCCUGCAUUAGUGUCUGCAGCAGUCCAGGCUUUUUACUUGCGAGACCCCAUUGACUUAAAAGCAUGUCGCAUUUUCAAAACCUUCCCUCCAGACACGCGCAUAAUGAGAUCAGUUACUUUUACUAAAUGUCUAUACGCACAGUUGGUUCAACAGACCUUUGUACCAGAUAGACGGAGUGGUUACGUAUUGCCUCCUCGUUCACAUCCUCAGUACAAAGCACAUGAGCUAGGCAUGAAAUUGGCUCAUGGUUUUGAAAUUCUGUGCUCAAAGUGCAAUUCAUCUUCUCAUGAUUCCAAGAAACAUAUAAUGAGUGUUCCACUGUGGGAUAACUUUCUCAGCAGCCUCAAGAAAAACAAUUUUUUUAAGGGUGAGCUGGAAGGUUCUACUCAGUAUCUGGAUCGGUUGCAUAUGGCAGAAAAUUAUUUCCAGCAGACUGUAAUCAAUCCCCAAAGUUCAGUUACUGAAAGCCCAGGAGAGGAAAUUCUGAACAUAUUAAAAGCAGCUUCCUUUAAUUUGGAGGAUUUGGGAAAAGAAGCAAACACUCUUUCUCCAGAGGAUGAUGACAGUUGGUUGGAGAUCUCGCCGGACGCUCUAGAUCAGAUCCUUAAGGAUGCAUCAAGUACAAACAAGUCCACUUCUACCGUAACAGAGGAGGAACAGAACUAUGAUUUGGCAGAGGUCACUAAAAGCAUGAAGGCUUUUAUAUCUAAAGUCUCUACAUAUGAAGGAGCAGAAACGCCAUGGUCCUUUACUGAAGCCCAUGUCACUUUUGAUGCUGACUCAUUCACAAACGCCUUAGACAAAAUAUUGGGGGCAAAUUCAGAAGAGCUGGACUCCGAUGAUUUGGAAGAAGAGGAGGAGUUUGAAUUCCUAAGCAGUGAUGAAGAGUCUGAUCUAAAAUCCGACAGUCAAGCACAAGCAGCAUCUUGGAAUGAAACAGCUGGAAAUCUCAAAUCAUACAUGGAUGAAAUGGACCAUGAACUGUCAGCCACCAAUAUUGGGAAAAGCUUUACCAAUCACCCCAAAGUGGCUGUUUCUAGUAAAGAAUCUUCAUCCCAAGACCCUAAGAGUGGUUUAGAAGAUGACCUUGGUGCAGAAGAUGGUGACUUGACACCUGUGGAUAUAGAUUUUAACCUUGUGACUAACUUGCUAGAAUCAUAUAACGCUCAAGCUGGACUAGCAGGACCAGCCUCUAACAUUCUGCAGAGCAUGGGAGUAUAUUUACCUGAAAAUGCAGACAACAAACCUCACUAGCGAUUCACUGAUGGAAUCAUCAGGUUUCCUAGUUCAGAGAUACGUUGCUGGAUAGAAGCAGUGUCCCGAGAAGCCAUUCUUUUUUGGAAUGGAGGAUGAAAGAUUUUCAAUCCUCAGGAGACCCACAGCUUUAAAUACAUGUGAGUAGUUUCUUCACUCUCACUUGUGAGAUGGCCUGUGGAAUCUGUUUCCUAGUUGUCUGUGUUAGUGUCAGAAAUUAAGAUGUCUUAAGAAAAUUGACACUUGCAAAUAUUUUUCUAUAGGUAUUUUAAUAGGUAAAAGUGUGUUUUCUUACAGUGUUUUCUUUUUGAUGUUGUGACUUUAAUAUUAAACAACUGUCAGAGAAUAAACAUUCUCAAAGCAAUCAGGAUACAACUCUGUUUAUUGAGAGAGAAAACAUGGGUGUGUGAAAUCCAGACCAGGUUCUGAAUCUGAAUAGCACACCUGAACAUGGAACUUUCCUACAUUCUUUGGGUAGGAAGCAGAGCUAUUGCAUCAAUAACUCAGCAUAACUUUUCUGACAGCAGCAGGUUAUGCUUCAGCCAAUCAUGAAGUUCUAUUUCCCUCAUGGACCGCUUGUACUAUCCAUGGGGGAUGCUUGGCUUAACUAACAUCUAUACAGUGCAUGUUACAAGUUGCGUAUAGCAUAGCUCAUGGAUAUGGGUUAACAUUGUUGUGAGAUGUUUCUCAAAUGUCUCUGCUGAUAGUUACACUGUCUACAGCAAGUCACAGAGCUAGUCUUUUGCAAGUGCGAGCAUGUGAAAAGAAAGGCUUUCUAGACUGUAAUUUCUUAUUCUAGGUAACUUGCAUUAGUUCUUGCAAGGUACAUAUGUGGCAAGAAAUAUACUGUGCACAAUUCAGCUGUUUUGACAGUUACUUGUUAAAGCAGUAACAGCCGAGAAUAACUUCACUCCUUCCAACCCCUCUCAUCUUGAGUCUUAUAUGCCUAGGAAUAAGAAAUGAAUUAAUGUUUGGGCUGACCAGGGCUUAAACUUCUGCCUCCACACAGUGUUGGAAGGUCCCAGAGGAUCAUUUGUGAAGAGUACAUUCUUGUUGUCCGGAAAGUCUGCCCAUGCUUCUUGUACUUCCUACUAAAAGUGCAAAUAAUGUAAAAUAUGGUUUUCUUUAAUAUGCAAUGAGGCUUCUUUGUGUUUCUCUACAGUAUUACAUAAUUAGGCAUCCCAGGUGGCACAGGAAAACUUUUCUGCUUUUAUUUUAGAUCCCAAUGAAGUCAAGCAAUUGAGGGAAGGCAAUGUUAGUUCAUUUAACUGAUCACUGUUUAGUUUUUCUUUAUGCUCUUUGUACAAAUGCAUUUUUUGUCUCUUCGAAUUUGAAAAGCUCAAAGCAAUUGUACAGCAAUUGUUCUGAGACUGAACUGGUGCAUCAGCAUGAAGCCUGCUGCUAGCAGAAGGUUCAGGCCCAAGGGUUCACUAUAUGGUUUCCAGACCAGAUGUUGCUGAGUCAGAUCUGAGUUCUGUCUUAAGCCCUAUUGCGGUCUUCAUACAUGUCUUUCAAAACAGCUUUUUGUUUCCCCUGUCUGCAAUAUUAGCGAGUUAAUUCUAUCAUUUGCCAAAGGAUGCUGUUCAAUUUCACAAUCUGGAGAUAUUACAAGUAUGGUUUAAAAAAACUGAUCCUGUGAAAAAAAUAAAAAACAUUAAACAAGCUUACUAGAUCA